AUGCUGGCCACAAGGUUAGCGUGUCUCCGGAUCAUCCCUUCCACGACUUUCUGCCCAACUUUCACCAAAGCCUCCCCACUUCUGAAGAAUUCCAUCACAAAGAAUGCAUGGCAUCUAAAACACAGCAGGGACUAUGCCACCAAGACAAGAAUUGGUUUUCGGCGUGGGAAGACUGCUCAGGAGUUCAAAGAGGCAGCAUUGGAACCAUCAAUGAAUAAAGUACUUAAAAUUGAUCAAAUGGGAAGAUUGAUUGUGGCUGGAGGGGCUAUUGUUGGUCUUGGAGGUUUAUGCUACUACGGCUUGGGAAUGUCUAAUGAGAUGGGAGCUAUUGAAAAGGCUGUGAUUUGGCCUCAGUAUGUAAAGGAUAGAAUUCACUCUACUUACAUGUACCUAGCAGGAAGUAUUGGUUUGACAGCCCUGUCUGCCUUAGCAGUGACUAGAACUUCUAUGCUCAUGAACUUCAUGUUGCGAGGCUCUUGGGUGACAGUUGGUGCAACUUUUGCAGCCAUGAUUGGAGCUGGAAUGCUCGUGCGAUCGAUUCCAUAUCACGAGAGCCCAGGCCCAAAGCAUCUUGCUUGGUUACUACAUUCAGGUGUGAUGGGGGCAGUGGUGGCUCCUCUGACCAUACUAGGGGGGCCUCUCCUUAUCAGAGCAGCGUGGUACACAGCUGGCAUCGUUGGGGGCCUCUCCACUGUGGCCAUGUGCGCUCCCAGUGAGAAAUUCCUCAAUAUGGGCGCACCUCUGGGGGUGGGGCUUGGCCUCGUCCUUGUGUCCUCCCUAGGAUCUAUGUUUCUUCCACCAACCUCUGUGGCCGGAGCCACUCUAUACUCAGUAGCAAUGUAUGGUGGUUUAGUUCUUUUCAGCAUGUUCCUUCUAUAUGACACCCAGAAAGUAAUCAAGUGUGCAGAAAUAACACCAACAUAUGGAGCACAAAAAUAUGAUCCUAUCAAUUCGAUGAUGGGAAUCUACAUGGAUACACUGAAUAUAUUUAUGCGAGUUGCCACUAUGUUAGCAGGUGGAACCAACAGAAAGAAAUGA
Messenger RNA from Elephantulus edwardii (Cape elephant shrew), 1038 nucleotides. It is a transcript of the gene GHITM, whose product is annotated as growth hormone inducible transmembrane protein. The record is from RefSeq and is a predicted model, not a curated record. The coding region runs from base 1 to 1038 and encodes 345 amino acids. NCBI's taxonomy places the organism in Eukaryota, Metazoa, Chordata, Mammalia, Macroscelidea, Macroscelididae. The transcript is spliced from 8 exons. Gene Ontology annotation, cellular component: mitochondrial inner membrane.